AUGGGUCAAAGCUACUACGAUCUGGCAACACGUGCCUUGGAUUCCUACCAGGCUCUACCGGAACCAGAUGCGUCCAGAAAACAAAGCAAACGCCUACUCAUAGCCCUUGCCGGCCCACCAGGGUCAGGCAAAGGACGGAUCGCUUCGAAGGUCGCCAGAGUCAUCAACCAGAGCGGUGUCUCUUGCUCCGUGAUAUCAGUAGAUGGAUGCUCUCAGGAUUCACACAACGACACCAGCAGCAUAUCGCCGAAAAGCCCAGCUUGGACUUUCAAAGGAGCAGCGGCCGUCGACCUUGUCCAACAAAUACAAAAACAGACGACAGAAGCAAACGACAUCAAGUCACCGUUUACGAUACAUGUGGAAGAUGUCGAGGCUCACAACUUGAAUGUCGCCGGCGAUGCCUCGAUAGUCAUCUUCGAGGGCCUCUAUGUGCUUUGCGAAGAUCUUCCUUGGGCGAGGAUCCAGGGUCUAGUGAAUGAGCGGUGGUUCGUCGAGGUCGAGCCAGAAGUGGGCAGACAACGAGUAGUCAAGCGUUUCCUCGAUACGGGGUUCGAGAAAGAUUAUGAGGCUGCCUGUACGAGGUAUAAUGAGAACGAUGUCUUCAAUGCCGAAUUCAUCAAUCGGACGAGCAAAGGGAGGGAUGUGACGGUCAAGAGCAUUGACCGACGAGGCUCCACGGGGUCAAGCUAUUGA
Aureobasidium vineae is the source of this 693-nucleotide messenger RNA. NCBI's taxonomy places the organism in Eukaryota, Fungi, Ascomycota, Dothideomycetes, Dothideales, Saccotheciaceae. The record is from the annotation of a GenBank genome assembly.